Molecule: messenger RNA, 9529 nt
Organism: Musca domestica (house fly)
Lineage: Eukaryota; Metazoa; Arthropoda; Insecta; Diptera; Muscidae
Gene: osa
Product: trithorax group protein osa
Exons: 16
Coding region: 1043-9529 (2828 amino acids)
Biological process (GO): chromatin remodeling; regulation of transcription by RNA polymerase II; positive regulation of DNA-templated transcription
Cellular component (GO): brahma complex; nBAF complex; SWI/SNF complex
Molecular function (GO): DNA binding; nucleosome binding
Source: RefSeq, a predicted model, not a curated record
AGAGUCGAAUGAUGGCUUGUUUGUGUGUAACGCGAAGCUUGACUAAAAUGGAGUCAUGUCGUUGUGCAAAAUUAAUUGAAAAUUUUCAAUAAAAUACAUUAAUAAAAGUGAAAAAGAAGUGAUAUAAUUAAAGAAUAAGCCCAUGGCUAUCGAAUUCAAUAAAAGUUUAUUUGAAAAUUGCAUAUUAAAGCCGUAAAACCUCACAUAGAAAAGAGGCAAGCAAUUUUCUUUGACAAUCGCAGUCAAACUUACAUUCAAGCAAAAAUAUAUUCGUGUCCGAAAGCGAAGCUAGCCAGUGUAGAUGAUUGCUAAAGCCAACUAAAUCCGCAAAACGGUUCGUGCAUUCUGUGGAUAUUUAGAUAUAUAAAAUUGAGAAAAUUAUUGAGAAUUCGAAAAAACGUAAACAAGACAAAGACCUCCUCAGUAGUCGAUCCGUGAGUGUGAGUGCAUGUAUAUGUGUGUGUGUGUGCAAAAAAUGUAAAGGGAGAAUUGAGAAACGUUAAAAACAAAAGAAAACAAAACAAGAAAAAAUACAUUGAAGAAAAAAUAACAACGAAGCAAACAAAUGAAAAAAGAGACCCUCUCUCUCGCUCUCUAUACCGUCACUCUCAGUCAAGUAUUUUAAUGUACGCAAGUGAAUAAAAAAGCACUGAGAAAAAUUUAUUAAUAAUAAGAUUAAAUAGAUAUAUGUAACAGCAGCAGCAACAACAACAACAACAAAUACAAACAAGAUAUUCCAUUUAAUUACUUGGCUCUGUUGCAAAACUGCAAAAAUAUUGAAAAUAAGAAAUCUGAAGAAUAAUAAUAUCAACAACAACAAUUGUUAACCUUGCAUUUGGCUUAAACGAAUCUUGCUUGCAUUAAUGUUGUGGAGUAUUCCUUCUUCUGUUCGUCUUUGCUGAUCACUUUUUGCAGUAAUGAUUUGAAUGCAUAACCUUUACGCCAGGUUGCAGCGGAGUAGGAGGGUUUUCGCAAAACUAAAUAUUUUGUUAAGCUGCAACUAAAGAAACGGAAAAUCGCCAAGGAUUGAGUUAAAUAAGUAAUGAAUGAGAAAAUAAAAUCACCCUCUGGGCAGGGUGGUGCUGGAUCAGGUCCUGGUCCUGUCGGAAGUGGCCCACAGACAGCAACAAGUGGUAGUAAUGGUGGCAAUAGCGGCGGUAGUGGUGGCGAUCCAAAUCCCGGAGGCAAUGGAAAUGCACCCGGUGGCGGACCAUCGGCACCAGCUGCGGGGACACCCGGUGGCAGUGGACCACCGACCCCAAACAAUGGCAGUGAUACACCGGCACAAAUGCCACCACAUCCCUAUGGACCACCGGGUGGUGGUGAUCCUGUAAUGUCACAUUAUCACAUGCACCAGCAACCACCACACCCGCAACAUAUGCCACCACAUCAACAGCUUGUUGGCGGUCCACCACCACCGCCACCGUCAUCACAAAAUCCCGGUGAACAUCCGCAAAAAGAUGUCGGUGCUGAGUAUGGACAAAGUCCAUUAGGUGGUCCCCCGCCACCGAUGCCAGGCCAUCAUCCAAUGUAUGGCCGUUUUCAUCAUGCCGAUCCAAAUAUGGAUCCCUAUCGCUAUGGUCACACACCAAUGCAACAGCCACCACCAGGUGGUAAACCACAACAGUCAGCGCCGGGUGGUGGUCCCGGUAUUGGUUCACCAAAUCGACCACCUCCACAACGCUAUAUACCAGGACAAGCGCCACAAGGCCCGACACCAACUUUAAAUUCAUUGUUGCAGUCGUCACAUCCGCAACCACCGCCUCAGCAUAGGUAUACGAAUAGUUAUGAUCCACAGCAGCCGCCACAACAACCUCCGCCAUCGCAAUCACAACCGCCACCACAGGGUGGAGCUGGUGGUGGACCACCACAGCCACCGGGUGGAGUACAGGGCGGUCCACCGCCACCACAACACGGAGGACCACCACCUCCAACGCAUCAGCCGCAUCAGUCACCAUAUGGUGGCCAACAAACGGGUUGGGCACCGCCACCAAGACCCUAUAGUCCACAAUUGGGACCUUCACAGCAGUAUAGAACCCCACCACCGACAAACACUUCCAGAGGUCAAUCCCCAUAUCCGCCAUCACAAGGUCAAAACUCAGGUUCCUAUCCAAGUUCGCCCCAGCAACAACAGCCACAGCCGGGACAGCAACAACAACAACAGCAGCAGCAACAAACUCAGCAACAACAACAGCAACAGAGUAGUAGUGGUAGUGGUGGCGGUAGUGGAGGUGGUCCACCACCGCCGCCACAAUCUUCAAAUCAAGGCACAACACCAUCUCAAUAUUCACCAUAUCCCCAGAGAUAUCCAACACCGCCUGGCCCGGCGACAGGACCAAAUCAUCGAACUGCCUACACGACGCAUCAGUAUCCGGAACCAAAUCGGCCUUGGCCUGGCGGUUCAUCGCCUGCUCCUAGUCCUGGCCCCGGUAGUCAUCCCCUGCCACCAGCAUCACCUCAUCAUGCCCAGCACGGUGGUCCACCGCCAAGCAGUAGUCCGAGUCAUGCGCCAAGUCCGUCACCGCAACCUUCGCAAGCCUCGCCGUCACCUCAUCAGGAGCUUAUUGGUCAAAAUAGUAAUGAUAGUUCCAGUGGUGGCGGCCAUAGCGGCUUAGGUUCGGGUCCACCAGGUACUCCCAAUCCCCAACAAGUAAUGCGUCCCACACCUUCGCCAACGGGAUCCUCGGGUUCACGUUCCAUGUCACCGGCAGUCGCCCAAAAUCAUCCAAUUUCACGGCCUUCUAGUAAUCAAUCUAGUAGUGGUCCAAUGCAGCAACCCGGUGGUGGACCCCCACCACCCCCAUCUCAGCAAUCGGCACAGCAGCAACAGCAAUCUCAGCAAGGUCCUGGAGUUCCAAACUCUUCGUCUUCAGCUAGUAAUUCACCUCAACAAGGACCGCCUACCUCAGCUGCCAGUGGCAGUGGCGGUCCACCCGGCGGUGGCCAACAACCUCCACCGCUAUCGAAUCAGAAUAGUAUAGGAUCACAACCGCCGCCCCAAGGGCCAGGUGGUGGUGCUCAGGGUUAUCCUCUACCGCCUCAUAUGCAUGGCAGCUAUAAAAUGGGUGGUCAAAGCCCUGGACCGCAGGGUAUGCACUCCGGUUAUCCACCUCCACCGCCGCAACAAGCUCAACAAUACUCUCAAGGUAGCUACCCGCCACGACCGCAAUAUCCGCCUGGUGCUUAUGGUUCUACACCACCACCGCCAUCAAGUCAGGCUUCAUCGGUCAAUAGCAUGCCACCCGGUGGUCCACAACAGUAUCCUGGCGCCAGACCCAUGCCAAAUCAUAGUGGCCAAUAUCCGCCCUAUCAAAAUUGGGUACCGCCAUCGCCACAGCAAGGCGGACCUGGUCCCGGAGGUCCAGGUGCACCUGGUGCUCCCAACAUGGGUAAUCAUAUCCAGGGCAAAGCAACGCCACCUCCUCCCCAGGGUAGUGGUUCGCCCCGUCCGCUGAAUUAUUUAAAACAACAUUUGCAGCAUAAAGGUGGUUAUCCGGGCGGUGGGCCACCAGGUGGUCCGCCUCAAGGUUACGGUAAUGGUCCCGGUAUGCAUCCUGGCAUUCCAAUGGGUCCACCCCAUCACAUGGGUCCUCCACACGGACCAACAACCAUGGGACCUCCACCCACAACUCCACCGCAAUCAAUAAUGGCUGGUGGUGUCAGUGGUGGUGAAGGAGGCGGUCCACCGCCACCAGACCACAUUUCACAGGACAAUGGUUUGAGCUCGGGUUCAUCAGGAUCGGCCUCAGGACCAUCACAACAUCCAGUCACAUCUGUAGUCACAACCGGUCCAGAUGGAACACCAAUGGAUGAUGCUAGCCAACAAAGCACAAUAUCCAAUGCUUCGGCAGCAUCAGCUGAAGAUCCCCAAUGCACUACUCCAAAAUCUCGUAAAAAUGAUCCUUACGGCCAGAGCCAUUUGGCACCACCUAGCACAUCACCUGGUGGUGUUGGUGCAGGUGCCCAUCCCGGCCAUCCUGGUGAAGACUACGAAAUGAAUUCCCCUCCCAAUUGGGCACGAACACCUGCUAGUCCAGGUUUCAAUAGUCACGUUCCACAGCCGGAAACAUUUCGUGCAACACCAACAGCUGGCCCCACCACAGCUCCAACUUCAGCCAAAAAAUCCGAUAGCCUAUGUAAGCUCUAUGAAAUGGACGACAAUCCCGAGCGUCGUGUUUGGCUAGACAAGCUGAGAGCAUUUAUGGACGAGAGGCGUACACCCAUCACAACCUGUCCAACCAUCUCGAAACAACCCCUCGAUCUUUACAGGUUAUAUUUGUAUGUAAAGGAACGAGGCGGAUUCGUCGAGGUAUGCAAGGUUACCAAAAGUAAAACAUGGAAGGAUAUUGCUGCCCUAUUGGGCAUCGGUGCAAGUAGCAGUGCAGCAUAUACGCUGCGCAAGCAUUACACUAAAAAUCUAUUGGCCUACGAGUGUCAUUUCGAUCGUGGUGAUAUUGAUCCUUUGCCUAUUAUCCAACAAAUUGAAGCUGGUACUAAGAAGAAAUCGGCUAAAGCUGCUUCGGUACCAUCACCAGGUAAUAAAUCGGGCUCAUCAAAUUCUCAAGACUCAUUCCCAGCACCAGUGGGUGCUGCCAAUACCUCUAUGGAUGGCUAUCCUGCAUAUCCUGGAAACUAUCCCGGUGCUGGACCCCAGCCAGAUUAUGGAGCUGCCGGACAAAUGCCUAGGCCACCAUCUCAAAGUAAUGCACAAAGUCCACAUCCAGGUCCAAAUAAUCAAACAUCAGCGGCGACACCUGGUGGUGAUAAUAUCAGCGUCAAUAAUCCCUUCGAUGAACCGGUUGGCAGUGGUGCCCCCAAUGCCAAUGUAACUGCUCAUGGAAAUAAUGUCAGCGGCGGUGCGGCUGCACCAACACCACCAAAUGUGGUGGCCACACAGCCGCCACCAUCGGCAAGACCACCUUAUCCUCCCGGAGGACCCUAUCCCCCACCACCGGUGUCUCGAGCACCAGGUUCGCCAUACCCAGGGCAACCAGGUGCUUAUGGCCAAUAUGGCUCUGGUGAUCAGUACAAUGCUGCCGGACCACCCGGUCAAUUUGGUCAACAACAGGGACAAUUUCCUCCCCAAAAUCGUAGCAUGUACCCUCCCUAUGGACCCGAGGGAGAAGCGCCACCUAGCGGCUCGAAUCAGUAUGGACCCUAUGGUAAUCGUCCAUAUAGCCAACCACCACCUGGCAGUUCGCAGACCCCAUCAGCGCCCGGUGCCCCAUCUGCAGCGGGUGGCCCUCCACAAAGUGGUCCUCCGGCUCCUGGUAGUUCUCCUUAUCCACCACCUGGAGCUCCUGGUCAACAGGACUAUUACAGACCACCCGAUCAGGGACCACAACCCAGACGACAUCCAGAUUUCGUUAAGGAUUCUCAACCCUAUCCUGGCUAUAAUGCAAGGCCACAAUUGUAUGGUGGUUGGCAAGGCGGCUCGAAUCAGUACCGUAAUCAAUAUCCCACUUCACCAUCCCCACAAGCUUGGGGUGCUGCACCACCACGAACACAAGCACCUCCUGGCAGCCAGCUGGGACCACCAGGUCAACAGCAGCCUCCUCCUGGGGCAGCCACACAAUGGGAUCAACAUCGAUAUCCACCACAACAACAACCACCACAGCCACAGCAACAACAACAGCAGCCACCUUACCAACAGUCGGGUCAACAACAGCCGCCACCACCACAAUGGGCACAAAUGGGCGGAGCUGGCACUGGUACACCGGGGGCACCACCAAGUGGUACUCCUGGUUCUCCUUUAAGGCCACCUAGUGCUGGUCAGCAGAGAAUGCCCAAUUCCGGCCCGGGAAAUAUGAGCGUUCCCGGUGGCAGUGGUCAAAUGGGUGGUCCACAACCUGGACAAGGGGGUGUUGCACCACCAAAUAGCAGCAGCGCUUCUGCUGGUGCUGCAAUGCCACCAAACACCAGUAUGGGAAAGCAGCCACCAUUUUCAAUGCCCCCACCUCCACAGGCAGGUGGUGCUAAUGCUGCCGGUACCCAAGGACCCGGUGGCAUGAUGCCGGCUGUGAAUCAACAGAAACCACCAAUGGGUGUUGUUGGACCAGGCGGCGCACCUUUACUACAGCCUCAAUCACAGCAGCAACAGCCGCCGCAAAUGCAACAGCAAGUGCAAUCGCAGCCACCACAGCAGCAACUACCACAACAGCCACCGCCACAGCCACAACCCCAGCAACAGCAGCAGCCCUUCCCUCCACCGGUGGGUCCUGGACCACCAUUAAUCAAAAAGGAAAUAGUUUUUCCACCCGACAGUGUGGAGUCCACAACACCAGUGCUGUACAGACGUAAGCGAUUGACAAAGGCCGACAUAUGUCCCGUCGACCCCUGGCGUAUAUUCAUGGCCAUACGGUCUGGCCAACUGACCGAAUGCACAUGGGCUCUCGAUGUGCUAAAUGUGCUUUUGUUUGACGAUUCCUCAGUUCCAUACUUUGGUCUGGUACAUCUGCCCGGACUACUAACGUUGCUGCUAGAGCACUUCCAAAAGAAUCUCGCCGAGAUGUUUAGCGACGAGGGCGAUGACAACAAGUCUGGCUCGAGCUCCAAAGGCAAUAGAAAGUCAUCAUAUAAACGAUGUAUUUCCGCCCACAUGACUGCCAACCGAAGAAGGCUAUGUGAUACCAUUAAGCAGGAGGCGGUGGAUCGACAAGAGGAUGAUCCUCAAUCGCGCUUACAUGACAAUACAUCGGGUAACAUUGGAAUAUCUAAUGAGAAUUACGACAUCGUAGACGAUGCCUCCGAUGAAGAUGAGGGCAUCGAUCUGGGACAAGUGAAACAACCACCCAAUCCCGAGGAGAGGGUAGUACUAUUAGCUAACACACCCAAUUACACAAUGAUGUCUCGAAAGGGUUUGCCAGUACGCCUACAACCUGCCGAAAAUGAUAUAUUCAUAACAGACGGCCUGAAGGAGUGGGAUUCCGAAUUUAAUGGCAACUAUGAAGAGACUGCUCCCGUGGGUAGUAAUGCCUGGACGUACGGUUUUACGGAUCGCGACAUAAGCAAGGGCAUCAUCGAUGUGUUCAAGUCCGAGUUUGUAGACAUUCCAUUUGCCCGCUACAUUAAGGGCAAGUCUAAAGACACCAAACAUAAACGGAAUGCUGCAAAGACCAACAUGGAAGACGAUGACUCGUCGUCGACUUCGCCCGACGAUGUAUUGAAACCAAAACUAGAAAGCAAUGAUAGUGAUAAAGAAAUGGAGGAUGACGAGGUCGAAGCUAGACUACAACAAAACACCUUCAAUAAGAAGCGUCGACUGUUCAACAAUUCCGCAGUGGGCAGUGCAGCGCCGCAAUUGGAGCCAACAGAAGCCAAAAAAUCGAAACUGCAAAAUGACGAACAACAAGAACAACAACAUCUACGCUUGGAAAAAUCUGCCUUCACCAUGCCAGAAAUAAAAAGGGAAGAAGAUUCCAACGAAGCGGCGACAACAGCAGCAGCAGCAGCAACAACGAAUACCGACAGUGACUGUCGGGAGGUGGACAUGGAACUUGAAACUAUAACCACCAAAGAGCCCGCCGUCACCAAGACAUUCGAUCCUAAAUCGACGGUAAGGGAUCCGGCUUUGGUUUUGCAACGCCGACGUUCCUCCUCGUCCCUUGAAGAUGAAUGCUAUACCCGCGAUGAGUCCAGUUUGUAUUUGGUCAACGAGAGUCAAGACUCCUUGGCACGUCGUUGCAUAUGCAUUUCCAAUAUAUUCCGCAAUUUGAGUUUUGUGCCCGGCAACGAAUCCAUUUUGGCGAAGUCACAACGAUUUCUGGCAGUGGUUGGGCGUUUGCUGCUGCUCAACCACGAGCAUUUGCCACGGACACCGAAGAAUCGCAACUACGACCGAGGCACCGAAGAAGAUACAGAUUUCUCCGAUUCUUGUAGCUCGCUGCAAGGGGAACGUGAAUGGUGGUGGGACUACCUCAUCAGUAUACGUGAGAAUAUGCUAGUGAUAAUGGCGAACAUUGCUGGCCACUUGGAUUUAUCGCGGUACGAGGAGUUAAUAGCGCGACCUCUAAUUGACGGUCUUCUACAUUGGGCGGUAUGUCCUAGUGCCCACGGCCAAGAUCCCUUCCCAUCGUGCGGUCCUGCCUCAUCUCUAUCACCCCAAAGACUUGCCCUGGAGGCUCUGUGUAAGCUGUGUGUAACGGACAACAAUGUGGAUCUGGUCAUAGCCACACCACCCCAUUCGAGGCUUGAGAAACUAUGCGCUGUGCUCACCCGACAUUUGUGUCGCAACGAAGAUCAGGUAUUGCGGGAGUUCUCUGUUAAUCUGCUUCACUAUUUGGCAGCAGCAGACAGUGCAAUGGCCCGAACGGUGGCACUGCAAUCGCCUUGUAUAUCGUACUUGGUGGCGUUUAUAGAGCAGGCUGAGCAAACAGCCCUUGGCGUAGCCAACCAGCAUGGCAUCAACUACUUGCGAGAGAAUCCCGAUUCAAUGGGAACCAGUUUGGACAUGCUACGUCGAGCUGCUGGUACUUUAUUGCACUUGGCGAAGCAUCCGGACAAUCGAUCGCUGUUCAUGCAACAGGAACAACGGCUGCUGGGUCUAGUAAUGUCGCACAUUCUCGAUCAGCAAGUAGCCCUGAUAAUAUCACGUGUUCUAUUCCAAGUGUCGAGGGGUCCAGGCACGGCAGUCAAUUCUCUCGAAUAUCGCAUGCAACAAAAGCAGUUGCAACAAAAGAAUGGUGUGCAGGAUCGAAAACAAGCCGUCGUCGAAAGAAAACCAGACGAAGCUGCAUUGUCUUCGGAUAAGGAAACGCCGGCGACGACGAAUGCAAGUGAUUCGAAAACUGCCGCGACAACAGAAGCGUCGGGGUCUGCAGCAGAUCAGCAAAUAAAAAUUGAAGCUAGUGAAACGGCGAUAUCUGGGGGAAGCAGCAACGAAGUCGCGCCGAUGUCUAGCAACUCAAAUGCCAACGAUAGCAGCAGCAGCAACAGUGGUGGAGGGGGUAUAGCCGCCGCCGUCAGCAACAACAUCGAAAAUGUAGCCGGCAAAAAUCCAGCCUCCUCAUCCUCCAGCACUAUGAUUGUUUCGGCCGAUAGUGAGAACAGUAACAGUAGUUCGCAAAUAACGCCCACAGCUGCUUUCAACGAUGUCAGCAACAGUAGUACAAAUAGCAACAGCUGUGGAACGGCAGCCAGCAGUCUUAGCCAGAACAGCACAAACAGUUCGAUCGGUAGCUGUAGCAAUCUGAGUUCGAGCACAACGGCGCCCACAAUGCACCACCACGCGCACCACCAUCAUCACCUGCAUACGAACAACAAUAAUAGCAGCAGUAGUAGUGUCAGUGGUCAGGGCUUGACGACGAGUGAGCAGUUGAAGAACAAUAUGCUGGGCACGGUUGCUGCCACGAAUAGCAGCAAUAGUAUGAAUAAUAUGUCGUCGGCAGCUGCGGCAACUGCAACGGCCACGACUAAUUCUGUGGCAGCACAGCAGCAACAGCAAAUAACAGCGCCAUCACCACCAGCCACCACAGCACCUCCAUCUCAAGCCCCAACUGCGAAUACAUCAACGACAGCGGCGGUUGCGUAG